AUGACGUCAAGGCUUUAUGAUGGAAAAGAGUGGCACGAAAUCGUCGAUGAUGAUGGGGAUGAACAUCAACAAGUACAUGGCAAGGUUCCUUUGGCUCCCAUUUUGAAUGGAGAUGGCAGGAUCUUUGUGUCGAUACCAAGCUAUCGAGAUGGAGAGAGAUGCGGAAAAACAGUCAUGGAUAUAUUUCAAAAAGCAAAGGAUCCCGAUAAUAUUAUUGUUGGAAUAGUCGAUCAGAGCUACGAAGACGACAAAUCCUGUCUCGAAGUUUACUGCAAAGAACUUGGAUUUAACAUUUACAGCAAACCUUCUCUUCGAAAGGACACCACCAAAGUCAUAUUGAACCAAGUGCAACACAAGAAUUGUCCUCGAGCAGACCAAAUCCGCAAAGUGAGCGUCCAUCACUUUGAUGCCAAGGGUCCGUCUUGGGCACGGGCCUUGAGUCGCAAGAUUCUGGGCAACGAAGAGUUUUGUUUGCAAAUUGAUUCACACAAUCAAUUUGUGCAAGAUUGGGACGAAAAGCUCAAAAUGGAAUGGGCUGCCACCCGCAACGAAUUUGGAAUCAUUAGUACUGUGCCCCUGGGGUAUUAUGAAAUGGAACACAAGGAAGCGACGACAGUGACUAGAGGUUGUGAAGUGGAGUAUCAAGAUAACAAAGUUCCGCACUUUAACGAACGAGGAGAUGGAAAGAUCGAGCAUUUGAAAAAGCCAUUCCUGGCACACACAUGGUCAUCAGCCUUUAGUUUUGCCAAGUGUCACUUGGAGGAAUCGGCUCCCUACGAUCCCUUUACCCCAUUCGUCAUGGGAGUGGAGAAUUUUGCUCGAUUUGCUCGGUUUUGGACAAGGGGGUAUGAUGUCUACACCCCGACGCAGAAUAUAAUAUACCACAGCUUUCAGCCGAAUCCAGAAGGUCACCGGAUGACUGAAUGGUUUCAUCCAAAAGACCAAAGACACAAAGACGAAGCUCUAAAGCGAAUCAGAUCGUAUUUGGGAGCUCCAGAUGCCUUGGAGGACUACAACUUGGCCAACCUCGGAAUUUAUGGAUUGGGAAAGCGACGAACACUGCAACAGCUGGAGAAAUUCUUGCAAAUUGAUAUUGCCAAUCAAGUUCCGAGGCCCCGCAACGCACCGUGCAUGGGGCACGAGUGGGUUCCGUAUAAUAUGGACAUUUCUCCAACCGAGAAUCUAUUCAAGCAUCCAGACAACUUGGAUCCCCAACCAGAAUUUCCAAUGCGCACCGAGUGUGUGUUUUACGAGGAAGAAGCAGCAAAUGCCGCAAGUAUCGACGUGCUGGAAGGAGACAUUAUGGGAGAAUUGGGCGAAGGAAAGGAUGGUUCGCAGCAGACAAACCCGCAUGCCUCUCCAUUUCCUUCAGGGACAAUACUAUUUCCACUUUGGAUUGUUGGUCUCGUCAUUUGGUACAUGAGCUUUGCCAGUACACCCACAUCAAGAGGGAAACAGUCUAGACAAAAAGCCGGAGCCAAGGAUUCGUAA
Messenger RNA from Cylindrotheca closterium, 1491 nucleotides. The record is from the annotation of a GenBank genome assembly. Lineage: Eukaryota; Bacillariophyta; Bacillariophyceae; Bacillariales; Bacillariaceae.